AUGAGCCGCGGAGGUUCCCACGUGCGAAGAGCCGUCGCGACGUCUUCCAGACCUAUCGUCGAGUUGAGGGUCAUGCUCCGGCCUGAGGUGCCGUGCCUCGUCUGUGGCGAUCGUGCUUCAGGUAGCCGUUUUCUUCAUUGAAAAUUCUGCUCGUUUUGAAAGUUAGUGGUGCAUGUUCAGUGUGUGUCAGUAGAGCGGUUUCGACGCAGAUUUAAAUUCUCCGAGUUUUCGAAUUUUUCCUGUCAAUGAAAUUGCUCAAAACCCAUCAAAUACUUUUCAAACGAAAUGCUUUAGCCUUUCUGCAGGACGAAUUAAAAUAAUUUCCACAAAAAAAAACGCGGCGCAACCUCUCUGCAAGAGAACUGCAAGUGGCGCACACUUCAAUUCAUGGCGAUUCAACUACAUUUAUUUUCACUGGACUUUUAGGCCGCCAUUACGGAGUUUUGUCUUGCGAUGGCUGUCGAGGAUUCUUUAAAAGGUAUUUUUUGAAAUUAUUUUUAGUUACAUUGACAAGAGAUGGAAAUUUCUAUUUUACUUUUUUUCGAGUUUUUGUUCGGGAACCUACACGAACCCCGGCAACGAAAACCGGACGUUUCUGAGCAAUUCUAAAAAUCACUUGAGAGUACUGACGCUACUAAAGUGGUCACUAGAAAUGCCGCGACAUGCCCGAUUCGUGUUCGGUUUGCGUUACCAAGGUCCGAGUAAUAGUCCAGUUAAAAAAAUGAUUAACUGUCAUAUUUAUGAAAGCAUGAAUUUUUGCAACAAAGCUCUUUGAAGACUGUUCGUUUUGAAAUUGUUUUUGAUUUUUUUCUUCGGAUUUGUAUACCGGUUUAAAAAUUUUUUUAUUGAUCCUAGAAAAAUUUUUCUGUCGUCAAAAAAAUAUUGGUUUUUGACAAAUUUUCGAUGGAACUUGGAGUUAUUUCGCUAAUUUUAUAUUAUCUCAAUCUUUUUCCUUUUUGUUUUUCUGCCUUGAUUUCUUGUUUUUUUAUAUUUUCAUAUUUCUUUCAGGUCAAUACGACGAAGUUUAAAAUACACCUGUAAAGAAGGUGGUCAUUGUAUUGUGGACGUGGUGAGGAGGAACCAAUGUCAAGCCUGUCGGUUCAGAAAAUGUCUGGCAGUCUCCAUGAAUCGCCACGGUUUGUGUCAGUUUCCGUUUGAAAAAGGAGUGAUUAUCAUAUUCUAUAAUGAAAAGCAGCGUUCAACUUAUUUUUUCUCCAGGUUUAUUCAUACUGAAUAAUUUUUAUUGAAUAUUGAGAGAAUCGCAUUUGUUCCUUUUGCGAAGCGGUCUGUGUAAAUGGAGCAUUUCUUCGAUUUUCAAGCAGAGAUUUUUACAAAAAUUAAGAUUGUACAUUUUAGCAUCCCUCUUUCUCGCUUAGAAAAAAAUUUUAAUGUGUGUUUUUCGAGGGCUUUUCUGUACCUCUCAAUGACCAGAAAAGAAUAUGAAUUUCAAAAUUCGAUUCAAAAAAGGCGUCUCCUUCAAGUUCUGAUACUCUUGAGCGUAAAACCGCUGAAAGGGGAAAGUUGAGUUUUUAAAAAUACUAAAAAUUAAGGUUUUUCAACCGCUGAAUUUUUGUUAAAAUGACAUUUUCAUACCUUUUCCAUAUGGAAACUGAAUAUUUCAAAUCUUGGACGCCAAGAAAAACUGAAAAGAGAUCAUGACCUCACUCGUGUGGGCGGCUGGGGGGGCUCACCAGCGGCUGGUCCCACGGUUCGUUGCGGAUCGGCAACACGCGAAAGUAUCAGGUUACGGUAAUGUCGAUGGGGCGCCGUUCACACGCUCAAUGACGCCGACGCGGCCGAAAAGCCGAUUUGCGUGGCAAACGGCUUCUGGGGGCCGCUUCUUCUCGAGUGCGACCGCCGAUCCUUGGGGUCGGAUUAACGGAAAAAAAGAAGUCGGCUGCGUUGCGAUUUCGUUGAAAAAAAGUUUCUUGGUUAAUUUUAAUCAGCAAAUUAGUUCAUACCUCUUCGGCAUUCUCUUCAAAAAAGCACGCGCUUAGGAAUUUCAGAGUGGUCCCUAUAGGGGUUCGAGAAGCAAAAAGUCCCUAUAUGAGCCGAAAAAGGGGUCCCUAUAGAGUCUGACCCCUUAGCCCUAUCGCUCAAGUGGUUCCUAUAGGGGUCUUUCAACUUCUAUCAAAAAAAGGCUUAAUUAUUUAGUUUUUAGCAUAAAAAUGCUUCUUCGCAUAGAGUUUAUAACAGUGGUCGACGAGUAUAUUCCCUAUAGGGUGACUAAAACCUCUAUAGGGACCACUUUUGCAAGCUUUAGUGGCCCCUAUAAGGGUUGGUAAAGUUGUCCCUAGAGGAGACCGUCCAAGGGCCCUAAUGUUGCCCCUAUAGGGACCACUCUGGAGUUUAUAAGCAAGGACAAAAAAGAAAGGGAAAGAAAAGAGGACGCAGGCAAGCUAAACUUUUUCUGAGUUUCAAUUAUUUGAUGAAUCGUUUCCCCGCUUUCUGAUUUAAUUUUUACUACUUGAAGCGAAAGCGCUUACAGCAACUUUUUUCUUCCAGGUUCUAGAAAAGAGACGUUUCAAUACUGUACCGUGUGGGGAUAAGAAAAACCAUAUUUUGAAGUUUUUUGGGCGCCUUCCAUAUUCUGGCGCACAGCGCCUUCUUGUGUGGAUGGUGAAUGUUUUUGAAAUGAAAAACGAAUUUUGUUUCGUCAGAAAAACCAAAUUUUCCGAUGAAAUUUCGGGUAAAAGGACUCUUCCUUGCAGCAGUCCAACACGAAAGAGUGACCACCGAGAACACCCCACCUGAUGAACCGAAAAUGGCGUCCUCCUCGGCUUCGUCGACAGAACCCCGUGACUACAGUAUCUCCAAGCAAUUUCCAAAUAUUCACCGGAAAAACGAACGUGAGGAAGAUUCAAAAAAAUGAUGACCAUGAGUUUGAUUCAGAAGGAAGUUUCUCGAUAUCCAGAUUAGUGGCAUCGGGCCAAGGGCCCACUCCGCUUCUCAGCUCUUUAUUGCGCUGGUGGAGCGCCAUGCCUCCGGCCAAUGCGAUGCCUGUCGCGGAUCGAAGGGUCACUUUUAUAUAUCUGAUUGAAGGCUGGCUUAAGACAUCGAAAAAGGGUCCUGGCACGAAAAAAAAUGGAGGGAAAGCCUGAGGUGAAACCAGACACGCCCCUUUUCGUCUCAAGCUAGCCGUGAAUGGACUAAACAUUUGUUUCGUCUUCAUUGAACUUUUCCGAUUCCAGAUUCUAUUUGGGAACGCCUGGCACUCGAUCUUCCUAUUUCAUGUCAUAUGCCAACAGGAAUUGUCAUUAAUAAAUGGUAUAGUUCAUUCAUAACAGCUUCUUUUUUUCAUCCAACAAAAAGUUCAUUAGUUCAUAAAAAAAUUAUUUUUCAUAGAUCGAAAUAUUAUUGAUUAAUAAUGAAGAAGAUAAUAAUGAAUUUCUUGUUCAAAAAUUUUAAGAUGCGAUAAUUUUUGAAUCCGCACUGAACCGCGUCGCGACCGCUUCGCAUUCGAUACUCAUAUACCUCCUCUCGUAAUGGCCAGGUGUCUCAACGGGUGUACCCGUAUUGAUCCCGUUUUUUUUUGAAUCUCAGUUGUGUUAAAGCGGGGAAACAACGGGCGUAGGAAAAAAUAGGUGACCCAGCUGUGCUAGAGUGGUGUCUCGGCUGGGGGGAAAAUUGUCAAAAGUUCGAGCAGCUCUGCUCAGACGGGCUUACCCGGGUACACCCGCUGAUACCCUGUGUUAGCCCGGUUGGACCACCCUCAUCGCCACUUUUUUUUUCCAAAAUUUUAUCCCCCCACGAAAUUGAAAACAUCUAUUAAUUUUGGGAGUCAGAGAUAAUAUUGAAUUUUGUGGAAAUGACUUUGAACACGACUUCACCGUAGACUUCAAAUUAUGAAUUUCCAGAUGCCACAAAUGAAAGGCUGAAGCUGAUCGCAAAAUCGAUACGUUCUCUGGUUCUGAAUCUCAUUGAACAAUGGGCGAUCACAGCGGUCCUUAUCUACAAACCUGGUUCAAAUUUUUUCCAAACCCAGUUCAAAAUUAAUUUUUUUUUAGAAGAUGGAAGAUUAGAAAGCAAACAAGAAGUCCGGCAAACUCAGUGGGGAGCCGCUCAGAUGUUGGCCGAUUGCCAAGCCGCGCGAAUCACCUGUGAAGGAAGUGAGUAGAGGAAGUUAGAGUAGUCCCUAGAGAGGUUGAAACUUAAAGGGGACUAGAGGAAAACCUUCAGAACUCUUAUUGGUCAAAAAAGACCGAAAAAAAAGUUGGAGUAGCUUUAGAACGGCCCUCAAUUGACUACUAAUCGUCGUUACUUAAGUGAUCCCUACCCUACAGGAUCCUAGUGGCGUCUAUAGGAGUUGAACAGGCGUUUCCAGACCUUUAGAACUAUUGGGAGUCGGAAAAAAGAAAAUUUUGCCUUAACUCAAGUAAAUCCCUCAAGUGACUACUGAUCGUUGAUACUUAAUUGAUCCCUAGAGAUUCCUAGGGAUAAGUGGCGAUUAUAGAAGUUUAAACCUUCAAGACUUGGUGAAAAAAUUGAAUUAGGAAACCCCUCAAGUGACCACUAAGACUUCAGUCAUAACUAGCUAGGAACAGAAAUUACUACUAUAAGUCUGAAUCUCUCCUUUUCUAAUACUAUUUCGUUGAUUAUCUGACUCUAAAUUGGUUGAAAUCCUCAGAGUGACCACUUACAGAUAUUAUUAAAACCGAAGGGACCGCUUAAAGGCAAAGUUUCUUCUUUCAAGGUCUCCGAGGAGCGCAGCUGAUUCUGGUCCCAACGGCUAUCGUCCAGGUGUCCGCCGAAGAAGUCCGGAGCACAUUUUUCAACGAUAAAUCAAUACAGGAAAUGGAGGCACUUUGUAGAUCUUGUGUGCAUUGA
Molecule: messenger RNA, 4827 nt
Organism: Caenorhabditis auriculariae
Lineage: Eukaryota; Metazoa; Nematoda; Chromadorea; Rhabditida; Rhabditidae
Source: the annotation of a GenBank genome assembly